UAACGCGCAAAGGGGGGCAUCUGUAUCUAUAUAAAUCAGUCCUAUCCUUCCUUCCAAGUGCGCAGCAAAUUUAGAGAGAAUAAAUUCUCUGUCAUGGCUCUUCUCCACUCCUCACUCUGCUCUUGUUGUGCCUUUUUUCUUCUGGCUUUUACUUUUCUCCAGGCGCCGCGAGUCUAUGGAAGGGAGACGGAAAAUCGAUACGUGGUUGGUGUUCGCUCUUUGCUGCCGAGCUCAGUUUGCUCCUCACCGAGAGAUUCAAACCCGUCCAUGAUGAGAGUAGUGCACCGGCACGGCCCAUGCUCGCCGCUGAGCCCCAGCCGGAAGCCAGCCGACGUCAAACUCCUAAACCAGGACCAAGAUCGAGUCAACUGGCUCCAACGCCAGAUCUCCAUCGCCUCCAACGGCACUCGUGCCUCGCUCUCCGCAACUAUCCCCGCCAACUCCGGCGGCUCGAUCGGGACCGGCAAUUACGUCGUCAAAGUCGGUUUCGGCACCCCUAAGAACGACUUCACGGUGAUCUUCGACACCGGCAGCGACAUCACAUGGAUCCAGUGCAAGCCGUGCAGUGGUCGUAACUGCUACCCCCAACAGGAUCCACUCUUCGACCCAUCUCAAUCCUCCACCUAUUCCAACAUCUCCUGUAGCUCCCCCAGUUGCAAAAAGCUCGACUCUCGCAACUGCUCGGCCGGCAGCAGGUGCCGCUACAAAAUCGAAUACGGCGAUAAAUCCCAGUCGAAGGGCUUCUUCGGGAGCGACACCCUCACACUGACGCCCUCCGACGUGCUGCCGAAUUUCUUGUUCGGCUGCGGCGAUCAGAGCAAGGGGCUCUUCGGUAGGGCUGCCGGUCUGCUCGGUUUAGGGCGUAGACCAGUAUCGCUAGUAUCGCAGUCGUCGCCGAAGUAUGGCGGUGUCUUCUCUUACUGCAUUCCAUCCACAUCGAGCAAGCCAGGCUAUCUGACACUAGGCAGUCGUCGACUGUCGAACGUCCAGUUCACGCCGUUGCGGACAUUCUCCAAUUUGCCUUCAUUCUACUUCCUUGAUCUCGUGGCAAUCAAAGUCGGCGGUAAGCAGCUUCCAAUAUCUUCGAAGGUGUUCUCUACUGCCGGGACGGUGCUUGAUUCCGGCACAGUGAUCAGCAGAUUGCCUCCAUCGGCCUAUGCCGCCCUUCAGUCGGCAUUCCGUAAGCAGAUGACCAGGUACAAGAUGGUGCCGGCUCUGUCGAUACUGGACACAUGCUAUGAUUUCACAGGCUAUGACACGGUGUCGGUGCCGACGGUGGCGCUGAUGUUUGGAGGCGGGACUACCCUUAACGUCGACUUCUCCGGCAUACUAUACGUGCCCAACGUUUCGCAGGCGUGCCUGGCGUUCGCCCCCAAUGGCGAUGCCAAGGACUUUGGCAUCAUCGGCAACGCGCAGCAGAAGCGGUUUAAUGUGGUUUAUGACAUCGCAAAUAGAAGAAUUGGGUUUGGCGCCAACGGUUGUAAUUAAUUGGUCGAACACAAUGGUUGGGAGCAUGAUAGAUUAACUGAUUGAUCAAGCAACCAGGAGAGAAGAAAAAGAAAUUAAGAGUUCAUCGUAAGAAAACAGCAGAACAAAAAGAGAACCGGCCUAGUGUAGGACGAAAUAGUCCCUCUACUUAAUUAUUCAAGAAAAAAAUAGCAUGAUUAUAGUCGUGCUAAUUUAUCUUUGGCAUGAUAAAAACUGGAUCUUGAUUUGAGCUCGUCCUCAUUUGGUUUCGAUGUUUUGGCUGUUCCAUGCGUUUAAUCAUCGGAGCAAAUGAAGUUAGGUGCAACAUCAUUAUCAAAGAAUGGGCAUCAUGGAAGGGUUUUUAAAAUAAUCACUUCGUGAAAACACUUUUACAUGACAAAGGGUC
Molecule: messenger RNA, 1873 nt
Organism: Phoenix dactylifera (date palm)
Lineage: Eukaryota; Viridiplantae; Streptophyta; Magnoliopsida; Arecales; Arecaceae
Product: aspartyl protease family protein At5g10770-like
Biological process (GO): proteolysis
Molecular function (GO): aspartic-type endopeptidase activity
Source: RefSeq, a predicted model, not a curated record